UUCUAAGCAAAGGGGUUCAGCUUCAGAUAUGCUGCAUUAAGGUGGCUGCAUGAUUUCCGGUGGGCCCUGAGUCGGAUGUUCAGGCCUAGACAUCAGAAGAGAGAGAUCUGGUUUGGAGAUAAAGGUUUGGGAAUCAUCCACAUGCAGUGAUUACCCUGGGAGAGAGAAUGGAGUGAGACAAUCAGAGAGGGUAAGGCUGAGCCUUUAAAAAAAGCAAGCGGUUAGUGCACAGGGAAGGAAGAGAGCCUGCUGAGGAGGUGGACGUGUGUGGUGGCUAUUACUAACCAGAACAGCAACAUCCUGGAAGCCACAGGGGGCCAUUUCAGGAAUCAAAGAGCAGUUAAUAGUUCCGGUGCCAGAGAGAGGUCAAGCAAAGGAAGGGCCGGAAAGUGUCCUCUGAAUUUGGAUGAUGUGGUGGCAGCAAGAGCCAGACUGUGGUGGAUUUAAGGCAGUACCCUAUCGAACUGAGCCUUAAAAAUGAAUCCAGUUGUUCAACAGCCAAAAUACGGUGCAGGGGGUAUGAGCAAUGACUGGCAAACUGGCAUGUUUGGCUGUUGCGAUGACAUAGGCAUUUGCCUCUGUGGGACGUUCUUUCCCCUGUAUCUUUCAUGUCAGAUCGCCUCUGACAUGAACGAAUGCUGCCUGUGUGGAGGAAGUGUCGCCAUGAGGACCAUGUAUCGGACCCGGUACGGCAUCCCGGGAUCUAUUUGCAGUGAUUUCCUAUGGCUGUUGUGUUUCCCUCACUGUGCCCUUUGUCAGCUCAAGCGAGAUAUUGAAAAGAGAAAAGCAAUGAAUGCUUUCUAAAAGGUGCUUGAGGUCAAAUGCACAUCAUGGUGGAAGAAAAUGUUGGAAUAAAAAACUACAUUCUAUUAAGUGCUGUAUCACCUCAAAAUUUGGAGACCAAUCAGCUAAUAUGGUUUCAAAAGGUUUCAGAGCAUUUCUAAUUUCCAAGUUAUUUGGAAAGAAAUGUAUUGCAGUACUGUCCUCUAAGGUGACUUGUCAUUAAAGAAAACCAAUUUCCUCAUGG
Messenger RNA from Manis javanica (Malayan pangolin), 1027 nucleotides. RefSeq names its product placenta-specific gene 8 protein-like. The record is from RefSeq and is a predicted model, not a curated record. Lineage: Eukaryota; Metazoa; Chordata; Mammalia; Pholidota; Manidae.